Messenger RNA from Rosa chinensis, 2041 nucleotides. RefSeq names its product transcription termination factor MTEF18, mitochondrial. Gene Ontology annotation, molecular function: double-stranded DNA binding. The record is from RefSeq and is a predicted model, not a curated record. Gene Ontology annotation, biological process: chloroplast organization; regulation of DNA-templated transcription. Bases 276 to 2039 code for a protein of 587 amino acids. Gene Ontology annotation, cellular component: chloroplast. The transcript has a single exon. NCBI's taxonomy places the organism in Eukaryota, Viridiplantae, Streptophyta, Magnoliopsida, Rosales, Rosaceae.
UGUUUAUCUUAAACCCCGAUAGAAUGAAUCGACAAGCAGUAAAACCCUUGACGCACAUGGACGACUACCAAACGUUUUCUCUGAAAGGCAGCUACUCAAUAAGCAUCAGUACGAGAAACUCCUGCAGCCGGAGUCCAACUCUUUCUGGGUCUCGUCUGUUCAGUCCCAAAGGUAACAUUUCAUCCUGAGACUUAGAUACUCAUUUCUCUUCCGCUGAAUCUGUGCCCUUUUAGAUUAUCUACUUCUAUUCACUUGGCAAUCUCAUCAAACUGGUCAUGACCCAUUUGCAAAAACUCAGGAUAGCAUCUAUUCCCAGCUGGGUUUCUUCUAUUUUUCAUGAAAAUCACCUUAGAUCACCAAGAACCCUAUUUGGGGUUUUCCCCAAUGUCCAAAUCCCUAGAGUUUACAGCACAAAAAUGGCCCCUGAAAUUGAAAACCAUGAAGUUUUGGUUGAAACUUCGACUGCUAAGGGCAGAAGUGCUACUCGAACUCUUCGUUACAUUCAAAAAGAAACGCAGGCUGCAUUGUUGGAGUAUUUGCACAGUACUAGAGGCUUACAUUUCACUGAUGCUGAGAAUAUUAGUAAAAACUGCCCACAUUUUCUAGACAAGCUUUUUCACAGGGCUGAUUGUGAGAGAGAGAUUAGGCGGUCAAUUGCUCGGUUCUUGCGGUACCACCCUAUUAAUGAAUUUGAACCCUUCUUUGAGAGCUUGGGUUUGAAACCUUCCGAGUAUGUUUCUCUUCUUCCACGCAAUUUGAUGUAUUUGACUGAUGAUGAGUUGUUGCUUCAUAAUUAUACUGUUUUAUCUAAUUAUGGGAUUCCACCAAAUAAGAUAGGAAAGAUUUACAGGGAAGCAACAGAGGUCUUUCAAUAUGAUUUUCAGGUUUUGGCAUCAAAACUUCAAGCUUAUGAAGAACUAGGUCUUAGCCGUUCUGCUUUAGUUCGCUAUGUUGUUGGUGGUCCUUAUCUUUUGGUUGGGGAUGUCAAUGCAGCAUUUGUUUCAGUAUUGGAAAAAUUGAAGAGUAUUGGAUUUGAAACCAAUAGGAUUGAGGGGAAUUUAUGGGAAGAUAACACUUAUUAUUGGAGCCGGAUGCUUGAAGUUCUGAGUUUGUUUAGUGAGAUGGGUUGCAGUGAUGAGCAGUUGGGCAAGCUACUUUGUCACAACCCAGAUAUUUUAUUUGAAAGUUCAGGGGAAAUGACAGUUUCACUGAUUGGGUUGUUACAAAAAUUUGGAUUUACAAAGAGGGAGUUAUGUUCAAUGUUUCUACAAUUUCCGCAGAUUCCAGUAGCAAAAUUUGUUGCAAAUUUGAGACGGUGCAUUUUGUUCCUGGAUGAGAUUGACAUGAAGGCUGCAGAGAUUGGGAAGAUUGUUCAUUCUCACCCCCUGCUACUGGGUUCGUGCUCUUUGAAAAAAACUAGCAGCUUACUUUGUACUUUGAAUGUUGGGAAGAAACGAUUGUCUCAAUACAUCCAGGAGAACCCACAAGAGUUAAAGAAUUGGGUUUGGGGUAGAAAAAUUGAGUCAUUUCCAGAUUCAGGAGAUGAAGUUAGAUCAAAGGCUGAAAGGACUAAGUUCUUGUUAGACAUAGGAUUUGUAGAAAACUCCAGCAAAAUGAAAGCAGCGCUGAAGGCAUGUCGAGGCAAUGGAGAGGAGCUUCAGGAAAGAUUUGAUUGCAUAGUAAAAGCUGGUUUGGAUCAGAAGGAUGUCUGUGAACUGAUUCAAUCAUGCCCUCAAAAUCUUAACCAGACAACGGAUGUGAUUGAAAUGAAGAUCGACUGUCUUGUAAAUGAAUUGGGUUAUCCCAUAUCGUCCUUGUUGACUGCCACAAGAUAUCUUUCCCAUAAAAUGGAAAGGGUCAAGCUUAGGGUACGCAUGUUCAAUUGGCUCAAAGAUCAUGGAAUAGCUGCUCCUGGGCUUUCCUUGAGCACUCUUAUUUCUUGCUCAGAUAGUUAUUUUAUAAAGACUUAUGUACAUCGUCAUCCUGCUGGUCCUCAAGUUUGGCACGAUUUGAAGAAGGAAAUUGAAUCCAAUUGCUAAAA